Molecule: messenger RNA, 1977 nt
Organism: Penicillium paradoxum
Lineage: Eukaryota; Fungi; Ascomycota; Eurotiomycetes; Eurotiales; Aspergillaceae
Product: oxidative DNA demethylase
Exons: 2
Coding region: 1-1977 (658 amino acids)
Biological process (GO): peptidyl-proline hydroxylation; regulation of translational termination
Cellular component (GO): cytoplasm
Molecular function (GO): L-ascorbic acid binding; iron ion binding; peptidyl-proline dioxygenase activity
Source: RefSeq, a predicted model, not a curated record
AUGAAGCGCAAGACGGAUACGAGAGCCUCGCUCGAUGGCCAUGCCCAGCCUCAGUCCAAGAAACGGGCGCUCUCCAGCGAGGAGGCCGCUGCCCGCUUCCGCGACGGUCUGUUCGACACCGCGGAGCAGCAGAAGUACACCAACGAAUACGCCAGGUCUUCUCCCUACCUUCACGGAGUCAUUCAUCCUCUGAUCGAACCCACGCUCCUCCGCUCCGUCCGCAAUGAGAUUGAAACUCAGGUCUCUUUCACUGAGAAGGAGACGGAUAUCUACAAGAUCUUCCAGUCUGGUGAUCUUGCCAACCUCGAUGGACUGGAUGACUCUUCCAUCUCGAAGCUGCCUUCAGUAUUGAAGCUGCGCGACGCAUUGUACUCCGCGCGAUUCCGUGAGUACUUGUCCUCCGUGACAGGCUCAGGCAAGCUGAGCGGGCAAAAGACCGACAUGGCUAUCAACAUCUACACCGAGGGCUGCCACCUUCUCUGCCACGACGACGUCAUCGGCAGCCGUCGCCUCAGUUACAUCCUCUACCUGACCGACCCCGACACACCCUGGCAAGCCGAGUGGGGUGGUGCUUUGCGCCUGUUCCCCACAACGACCAAGAAAGACGCUAAGGGUGAGGAUGUCAAGAUCCCCAGCCCGGACUACAGCCUCUCCAUUCCUCCCGCCUUCAACCAGCUGAGCUUCUUCACUGUCCAACCCGGCGAGAGCUUCCACGAUGUCGAAGAAGUGUACCACCCCCGCGAGGACGAGGAUAAGACAAAGAAGCGCGUCCGCAUGGCGAUCAGCGGCUGGUUCCACAUCCCUCAGGAAGGCGAAGAUGGAUACGAGGCGGGACUGGAAGAGAAGCUCGCCGAGCGCAGCAGUCUCGCACAGCUGCAGGGCCGCGGCGAUAUCUACGAUCUGCCCCAGCCGCAGCCUGUGUCUUGGGAAGAGCCCGAGGUCGAGGGCAAGGGUAAGGGCAAGGUGGAAGAGCAGGCCGAGGGCGAGUUCACAGAGAGUGACCUUGGUUUCUUGCUGCAGUACAUUGCGCCUUCAUACCUGACCCCCGAUAUCGCAGAGGAGAUGUCCGAUGCGUUCGCAGCCGAGUCCUCGCUCAGCCUUGAGCGAUUCCUCAGUGAUAAGUUUGCUUCGCGCGUGAGCGCAUACAUCGAGGACCAGGAGAGACAGCCUCUCCCCGCUUCUGCGGACGAGAUCGAGACACAGCGCGGCUGGACAGUUGCUCGUCCUCCGCACAAGCACCGUUAUCUGUACCAGCAUGCUUCCGUCGAGAAGAGCUCCGAGAGCCCGAUUCAAGAGCUGAUGAACGUGCUCUUCCCAUCGCAGCCCUUCCGGAAGUGGCUUGCUCUCGUUACCGGUGUGGAUCACCUCACUAGUCACGAUCUGCUUGCAAGACGCUUCCGUCGUGGUGCGGACUACACUCUUGCUAGUGCGUACGAAGGCGAGGAGCCUCGACUUGAGUUCUCGCUCUGUCUUACCCCAAGCACUGGGUGGGAGAAGCAGGAAGAUGAAGAAGAUGAGGAUGAGGACGAGGACGAGAACGAGGAUGGAGAAGCUAAGGCUUCCUCUGCCAAGUCUGAGCCUAAGGAGAAGACCGACGAUGCCGUAGAAGGUCCUGCACUUGGUGGAUACGAGAUCUACAUGGCUGGCGAUGAGGAAGAGGAUGAAGAAGAGGACCCCGAGAACGCUGAUCAGGUCCUAGGUCCGAAGAAGACCAAGUCUGAUCCCGCUAUCUACCGCUCUGCGGGUGCUGAUGAAGAUGAUGGUAUCCUGUUCAGCACACAGGCUGGAUGGAACCGCCUCAGCAUUGUGCUGCGUGAUAGCGGCACCCUCAAGUUCGUCAAGUACGUCAGUGCUGCGGCGAAGGGUGAUCGAUGGGAUAUCACCGGUGAUAUCGGUGUUGAGUUUGAAGAAGGUUCUGACUUUGAAGAUGACGAGGAUGAGGAUGAGGAUGAGGACGAGGGCGAGGACGACGAGUAA